Molecule: messenger RNA, 1402 nt
Organism: Pecten maximus
Lineage: Eukaryota; Metazoa; Mollusca; Bivalvia; Pectinida; Pectinidae
Product: leukocyte receptor cluster member 1-like
Exons: 7
Coding region: 109-1038 (309 amino acids)
Source: RefSeq, a predicted model, not a curated record
GGGGAAUCCCCAAGAUUAAUUUUCAUCCAAUGAAAUGGCUUUUAGAAUUUAGCCCUUAUUACCAAAAUAUUGCGGGCUGACAGAACGUUACGUUACAGCGAUACAGCAAUGAACAUUUUACAUCAUAAAAGUUGGCAUGUUCGUAACAAGGAUAAUAUCGAGAGGGUUCGGAGGGAUGAGGCGAAAGCAGCCGAAGAAGAAAAAGAUCGACUGAGGAAGGUGGCUCUAGCUGAACAAGAGGCCAGAACAGAUUUCUUACGACAAAAAGCUAGGCAUCAGAAGAUAACCUCAACAGCCAGCAGCACGAUUACCUCCCCUGAAAAGAUAGAGGGCGCUGAAGUAAAAGUGGAUGAAGCUGAAGGGAAGACAAAACUAGAUGUGUAUGGUUCAGACAGCCUUGUCUCAGACAUAUACACAGGGUCAGGAGGUCAUAUCAACUUCUUCAAGGACACAGAAGGAGUAUCUACGGGGAAGCAUAAUAUUGAUCAUGAAGCAGAGAAAAAAGCUGAAAAAGAGGAGUGGGAGAAAAAGAUGGGAAUUUUGACUUAUUUAGGUCAAAGUUCACUGGAAAGUCAAGGGGGUACAGCACCGUGGUAUGCUAAGAAAAGAAAAGUAGAAGAUGAUGAAGACGAUGUUCUAAGGAAAAGAGAGCAUAAGGACGCAAAAUUAAAGGACUCCUUGGAUCCUAUACACAAACUCAAUGGUUACCUUAAAAAGAAAAGCCACAAAGACAAAGAUCACUCAGACAAACACAAGCACAAACAUCACAAAAACAAGCACAAGAAAUCCAAGGAAAGGUCAGAAGAAAGUUCAAAAGCAGUCAAAGUUCAAGGGUCAAAGAGCAUUGAUCAGUUACGUUCAGAGAGACUCAAAAGAGAAGCUGCUGAGAGAAAGAAAACAGCUUCACUGAUGGCAAAGGUCAGGGGUGAGAAGACAGAAGAGGAUAGGGAAGUGAAGGAAGUGAGUGACAGAGAUCGCCCAUACAAUUCCCAGUACAACCCAGAAUUUGUGAGACGACCAAGAAAACACAACUCAUGAUUAUAAUAAUAGUACUUACAGAUACAUGCUAGAGGAGCUGGCUAGAGAUCAGUGAUUGAUGCCUGUGUUUUAUUUACAAGUGUUGGACAAUGUUUGAAGGAAAUACAUUCAGAGGGUAUCACAGAGCCUCACCAAACAUUUUACACCGAUGUUGGAUCUCCCACCUCCCUAUACAUUACUGUAACAGUCGACCUGUCUAUGUACAUACAGAUUGUAUUUUGUUACAAAGUCAAUAUUUUUUAGUCGUCGUUUGAGAUGAACUUAAUCAACAAAUAUUGAUGAUUCCAAUUCCAAUGUGACACAUGAAAUAUUUUCUGUACAGUUUUAUACAGUAUUUAUUAAAUCAAUAUUUAUGAAUUAAAAA